Messenger RNA from Ectocarpus sp. CCAP 1310/34, 3955 nucleotides. The record is from the annotation of a GenBank genome assembly. Lineage: Eukaryota; Phaeophyceae; Ectocarpales; Ectocarpaceae.
CGCCAGUGGCAUUCAGCGCACAGCAGUCUGUAGCAGUGAGGUCGGCCAUUGACGUCGGUCUUCUCCACGAGCUCAUCUAUUGGCGCCUCAUCGAAGUCUGUGCAAGUGCGGUUUGUUUUUUCCAGAACCAUCUGGGGGACUCAGGGACACGGUCGAACACCAUCCCGACCUCCGUCCGUCAGGCCAGGACAAGGGCAGGGACAUUCCGCAUAGUGCGAGCACAGCCGACGACGAUUGCUGACUUCUGAAGCUGGAUUACGCAGCUAUUGGUCGCUGCAGGCUAUGGCAGAGUGGGCGUCUCAGUUCGAGGGGGAGCACGGAGCGACAAAGCUGGUCGGAUUGGCAGUGGAUUCUCGCGGCGACGUGGCGUUGGCCGGACACGUUUUCGAAGAUGGCGGCAGCUUUGUGGACGGUCGCAGGGACGCGAUCGUCUUGAAGCUCGCCUCUGGCGACGGGUCUACUCUGUGGACCAGAAAUAUUGGUGUGCAUGGCUCGCACGACUGGAGCUCUGCUGUGGCAACAGACCGCAGCGGAAACAUCUUCGUCGGGGGGCAGACAGAUGGGAAUCUAUUCGCCCCUUGGACAGAGGGAGAUGGGCAAGACAUCUGGGUGGCGAAGCUAGAAGGAGAAGGGGGGGGGCUGUUGUGGGGAUACCAGGUUGGGUCAGCCGGGCAGGACAUGGCAUCCACGUUGACGGUGCAGAGUGGCGUUCUGGAGGGUGACGUAAUUGUUUGCGGCUCGACAACUGGAGGGUUGUUCGAAGACCCGGGGGGUGUUUUUGAGAGCAGUAGCUCUCGGGAAACGGAGGACACGGGGAACAAAGGAACGAAGGCGUUUUGCGCAAAGCUUGCGGCGUCAGAUGGGCACGUGGUGUGGGGGACGCGCUUUAAAGGGGGCUCGAACGAUGAAAUCUUGGCGGCCGCCGUGGAUCCGUUGACGGGGGACGUGUUCGCCGCGGGGUACAUUUCAGAGGCAGGCGGGAGCGACUACGUCGUGGUGAGACUAAACGGGCAUGACGGUACGGAGACAUGGCGGAGCACGGGGGGGGGGGGCUGGAUGAACAACGGCUUCACGGACACGAACGUGCGAGACUCGGCGUGCGCGCUGGCGGUGGACUGGAGGGGAGACGUGAUCAUCGCCGGCAACACCGAAGGGGCGCUUUUCAGCAGUACAUCAGCCGGACGCGACACGGACGCGUUUGUUGCCAAGCUGGACGGCGCUAACGGGACCCACGUAUGGGGCUGGCAAGGGGGCUCCGAGGUUGGGAACGACUACGCCAACGCCGUAGCGGUGGACUCCAACGGAGACGUGUACGCCUGCGGGGCGGCCCCGCGGGACCCGAUCGAUGCCCCGAGCCUAAGGAAUCUUGACGGAGAGUCCGGUGCUUUGGUCUGGGGGGAACAGUUCGGCUCAGGUGCAGACGACCAGGCCGUCGGUCUUGUGCUAGGGCCCGUGUCCUUCGCUGCGGGUGACGCUGUUGGAUCGCUGGAGCAGGAGAAAGGCGGGGGCAGCCCCCUGUACUUGACGGGAUGGACACGAGGGGCCCUGUUCUCGAAAGAGCCGGCGCGUUGGCAGGACGGGUGGGCCGUCAAACUCCCCAACCCCCCGCCGUCAACGCUCGGGGUUGCCGACACCGGUGCCUGGGAAAAGCCUUUGCCGGUGCCGAUCGGCUCGGGGGCAGCGGAGGCCCAGCAGGCUGCGGCAGAGCGGGGAGCGGUAACGGCCGGCCUUGUCGGGACCGUGACGGGGAUGUUGGUGGUGGUGUCCAUAUGCCUCUACUUCGUGCUUCGUAAGGCCAACAUGACUGGCGGAGCGCUGUCGGCACCACGCUACGACUCGGUGAAAGAUCUGGACCCGACCAAGGGCAUGUUUCGAAGACGCGGCCGCCCCAUGCUCCACGACAGCGGAGGGAAAGGUCAGGGAGGUGGCGGAAAAGCUCAGGACGGUGUGGAGCUGACGCUGCUUUCUGAAGGAGGGGAUGGCGGGCGCUCAUCCCCGCUCGCUAGCCGCAGUGGUAGCGGAGGCGGGAGCGGGGGCUCGGGGGCUAUCGGCGGAAAGAGAGAUACCAACCCGCCGCCUAGCGGGCAACAGGCAACAUUUUAUCUUUGAUGGCUUCUUUUUUUUCCUUGUCUCAUGCCGUCGUUCCCCUAUACAUGCACCUUGUUUGACUCUUUGAAAAAUCGUUUUCGGUAUUGGUGGGAGUGAUCGUGCUUGGGGUGGGUACUGUUUCUUUGGUAUACCAUCUCUUUGAUGCUAGACUUGACGUCACGCAACACGAUUGACGAAUCCGGGCGAGGGCACUCAAAACGAGAGAGACAGGGAGACCGAAUUCCACGAGAAUAGAGUCAAGUCUUGGAAAUACAGUAGUUGACUCUGGUAUUUUUCUGUCGUCCCGUGUGUUUAUUUCAGUGCUGAAACAGGAUUAGACUAAGGUGUGCGUCGGCAAGUCGAAGAGGAAAGGGGUCUUGUCCCACCGCGAGUCGCCUUGCGAAAUCCGACGACUUUCGUCGCUAGCCCGUGCCAUAGUUUUUUUACGACCAGCGCUCGGGCCCGCCCCCUGCCCCAGCACAAGGUAUGUAUAGUCUAGUCCCUUCGGGGGUGGUGAUGAUGCUGAUGAUGGUAAGGCGGCGGGCGUUCAAAGGUUUCCCGUUGUUCUCGCCGAACAGAUAGCGUAAAUUUGUGGUUUCUCGGAAGACGAAGGCUGGUCGGCGCAUCUACGACAGUGUCGCCGUAGAUCCCACCCGAUAAUUUUUAAUUUAAGGGUUUCUCCUAGUUUUGAGGCUUCUCCUUGCUAGACGAGAGGGGAGGGAAUGCCUCCACUCCCUAAAUAGUCGAAACUGUUUUCGUAUCGACCAGCUGUAUUUGUAGCACGGGUAUUUUGUGUAUCUGCGAUGCGCGGACGGGCGGAGUUACAGAUCGAAGCAAGCCCAUUGGACGGGGAACGUGCACCCCCACAACCUUUUCGUGUGAAAAAUUGAUGGAUGAGUCAGGAGGUGACCACUCUCUCGGUCAUCCAUCCGUCUCUGUGGCGAAGGUCAGCAGGGUGUUUGCUGGCAAGUGUGACCUGCGAGGCGUGUCUCGGUGCCUGCUUGCUAUUAUGAGUCUUGUUAGACGGUGAGCGGUGCGAAAGACCGCACGGCAGUAUCCCACGAAAUUGCUAUUUGUUAGUAGUAUAGUUUUUUUCUGGACGUACGUGAGAUUUUCCACGUUGCUUCGGCAGUCAAGUUUGUCGAAACUGCUAUGCAUACAUGCAUGAAAUACCUAAUCAGCUUAGCAGCAGGUAUUUGUAUGUCCGUGUUUUCAUUGGCAUGCUCUUGUUUUGCAGCCCUUUACACGGUUUGCCCCUUUCUGCUGGCGCAUUUCCCCUGUUAUUUCCCCCCCCGAAGGCUGACCAUUGGUUGAGAGACUGCUUGUGGUUCGUCGUCUUCGCUGAUCUUCUACAGUUGUGCGGCACGGCCUUGCCGCUACAUCUGGCAUUGUAGUUCGUCCUUUUCUUUUGAUCCGUCAGCGUGUCACGCCUUUUCCCCAAAAGCAAUGGUUUUAGAUUUCCCGGCUUGUGCAUCCAGAAAUUGUACCGAAAGGGGUAAGGACAGACGUCCAGAGGAAAUAGCAUGAAAAAAAAAAAAUGUGAGCUGCCGAUAUUUAUUUCGAACAUCGCGGAGCGUGUGAAACGGUGAACCGUGCCAUAACGUCUCGUUGGAAUAUUACCGUUUGACGUAUGAAAAGACUUGCUGACUCCACUUCUCCGAUCAAUUCAGACGUAAAGGCUUUCCUUGUGAGUUGCGUUUGGGAGGCAUGCGACCCCCUUGUCUUCGACCGCUGCUAUCGCGGGCUGUAGCUGCCGGAUGUACACGUGCAAGCAACGUAAAGCUGCCGAGAGAUCACAGCAUCGAAAACAAACAAAAAAGCGUGUUGCACGCUUCGAGAAAUUUACAAGUGCGUAUGUGCGAGCUGC